Argiope bruennichi is the source of this 5149-nucleotide messenger RNA. RefSeq lists its product as uncharacterized. The transcript has 2 exons. Bases 614 to 1651 code for a protein of 345 amino acids. The record is from RefSeq and is a predicted model, not a curated record. Lineage: Eukaryota; Metazoa; Arthropoda; Arachnida; Araneae; Araneidae.
GGCUACACACUCCGAUCCGCAUUGUGACCCAACGCACCCUCCUCAAUGCAGCUGAGUUCCUAUUGGACGGCGUUCCACGUUCCUCUCCCUCUCCACCAGGGGACUGCAGCAUCAGUUCAACUUCCACCACCAGCAACCAAGCACCGCUUAAGGUCCCUGGCAUUCAUCAAGACCAAGGCUACAUUACACCAAUUUUCCGCCACUACAGGAGAUAACUUCUGGCUGAAGCGGGCUCUCUUUAACAUCACUCCUGAAUAAACUGAUCCGAAAAUGAAAGUAGAGUUCUGAGUCAUAACAAAUGAGUUUUCAUUGUUGACGUAAAUAUGUUGAGUUUUAUUGCAAUGCAAAUUUUAUAGUAAAAUUUAAUUCAAAAUAUACUUGUUAAGAUAGUGUAACAAUCAUUUCUUAAUGCAAUAUUUUCGAAAAUUAUAGUGAGAAAUGUCAAAAUUCCUCUUAAUUUUAAAUUAAAAUUUCGGUAAGAACUUUUUAAAAAGGCCCAAAAUGGACAUCCCUACUCGCCAUUGUAAAUCUGAGCCAAAUUGAUUACAUUGAAAUUUUACAGAAGAUUUUCUUACAAAUAACUCCUAUUCCACCAAGGAAUUUAUUUCAAACAAUGUCGGCAUCUAGUGAUUCAAAGAUUGUAAUCCCUUUCGUGCCAUCACUUUUCCACUUUUCUGUGGUAAAAGUAGCUUUAAUGUUGUCCAAACAUAAUGAUGCCACAACUAGCUUUGUGCUCUCUCCAGAAAUGACAUUUUAUGCGGGUUCUGCGAGAAAUAAAGCAAAGGACCCGUUACUUAUCAUUCCUGCACAUUUAAGAGAGAAUGUAGUGCUGGCAAUUCUAGGCUUGGAUGCUGCUGUUACAGAAUGGGUUUCAAACCAUGGUUUAUGGCAUUUAAAGAAGAUGGAUGAAAUCUUUCAAUGGAAAUCUGAUGGGGCAAUUGACAGAAUUAAAACGAUGCAGCAAUUUCUUCUAAAAAAAGAUGUUGAUAUCAAAAUGAGGUUUGAAUUAGCAUGCAGUUACUUUUUGGAAGAAAGUAUACAGACUUUGUGGGCAGAAAUGAAGUUAAGUGAUAAAUUGAAAAUACGUAGUAAUCCCGUUACACAAUUUUGGGUUAAAAGGAUGCAAGAUGGAUUUGGGGUUCAAUGGAUAAAGGACAUUCCAGAAUACCUACACCUUAAUAGAGAAUAUGCCCCCUGUAUCUUAAGUGCAUUCUUUCCUUUCUUGAAGCCGCAAGAGAGGGAGAAGUUUCUUUCCCCUAUAACAAAGACUACAUCUGAUGAUUUUCUUUUAUGUCUGUAUGGAGCUACUAAAGAAGAAGAAGUGCAAAUAUUAAAGAUAGAGGCUCUCAAACUCCUUGUUGCCUAUUUGAAUUGGCCACUGCAAAAUUUCUUUCUACAAAUGGUGGAAAAGAUGUGGCAUAUUAUUGAUUAUCCUCUUUUUAAAAAAGUAGUACUUACUUUAUUCUUAUACAAACUGAGAAAGCAGGAUUUCGAUUAUGAACAACUUUUGGUGGACUUGUGGGCAAUAAGCCCAAAUAACCUCAAAGAAGAGGCAAAUGCAUGCCCGUAUCUCUCUCGCAAAAUUAAUUUCUGUUUUGAUUCAGUAAGGAUGAGGAAAGAACGAAACAGAACUUCGUCAAUUCCAAAUUAAAUUUAAAAGAAGCAAAGAAAUUGAUUACAUGCUAACAGGGCAGUAUUGGAUAUGGUGUUAACUGUUUAACUAAUUCUUUUUGCUAAUAGGAGAUGAAGGAUACACUGUAGAUAUGGGGUUCAAUGGAUAAAGGAUGCUCCUGCAUACUUUGACCUUUAUGAAUGAUAUCCAACCCAUACCUUCAGUGCAUUCUUUCCUUUCUUGCAGCCACAAAACAGGAAGAAAUUUCUUUCCUGUAUAACAAAGACUACAUCUAAUGAUUUCCUUUUCUGUCUGUACGGAGCAACUAAAGAAGAUAAAGUGCAAAUAUUAAAGACGGAGGCUCCAAAACUCUUUCUUCUCUAUUUGAAUUGGCUGCUGCAGAAUUUCUUUAUACAAAUGGUGGAAAAGAUGUGGAAUUUUAUUGAUUAUCCUCUUUUUGAAGAAGUACUACAUAUUAUCUUCUCAUACAAAGUGAGGAUGCAGGAGUUUUGAUUAUGAACAACUUUUUGUGGACUUUUGAUAAAGAAGCCCAAAUUGCUUCAAGGCAAAGGCAUGCCGCUAACUCUCCGCCAAAUUAAUUUGUGUUUUGAUUCAAUAAGGAUGAGGAAAAAACAUAACUUUGAUGAACCUGUCAAUUCCAAUUUAGAUUCAAAAAAGAAAAAUUAAUUAUAUGCUAACAGGCCAGCAUUCGAUAUGGCCCUAACUAUUUAACUAACCCUUUUUGCUAAAAUAAUGUCUUAUUUUUAAUGUAAAUUACACAGUGAUAUAAGAUAAUCUCCUUGUAAAAAAUGCAAUACAAAGUUUUAUAGCGCACAUGAAAAAAUAACUUUAGGUUGCAUUUGUUUGUUAAGUGUUCAAAGUUUUUGAAUUGACUUUUUUUGAUAUUGUGAUAUUAUGUAUUAUUUGAUAUUAUGAAAAAAAAUUUUCCACUUAUUUAACAUUUCGUUUUUUUAUUCUAUCUUGCUAAAAAUUGCAGUAAUAAAAAUUUCUUUAGUAAUACAUUCUUAUCUUAAAUAAGUAUGAUUGCAUUAUGUUUUAAAUGUCAUGAUGAUAGUUUGUAGCAAUAUUGCUUUGGAAACUUGACUGCAUAUAAUAUUGACAUGAAUUAUAUUUGGCAGCAUUGAAGGUUGUGUUAAGCAUCUCUCUAUUUAUUUUACUGAAACAAUUUCUUCAUUUUGUGAAAAAUACAAAAGCAAAUUAAGAAAAAUAAAUAUAUAAAAGAUUUAUUUUAAAUAUUAUCUUUUAGUUUGCCCAAGAUAAUAUUUGUUGUGCUUGGUCUUUAACAAAUGAAGAAUAUUAAUUCUACGUUUGAAUACAUAUUCAUGUAUUUUUAUUCUUGAAAUUUAUGAAAAUAAGCCACUCUUCAAACCAAAUUAGUAAUGGUACAUUUUAUUCCCUCAUCCACUAUUUUAUAGUCAAUAUUAAUUAUUUAUGUCUUACAUAAUUGAUUUAAUCUUAAACAAUUGAAAAUUUUGCGUGAUUUUCAAUAUAAAUUAUAUUACAUGAUUCUCAUCUCCUUUGGAAAGAUUUUUUAUUAUGGGUAAAAUAUUUUUUUAUGCAUGCUAAUAAAAAUGGUAUGGAUAAAGUUGGAUUCAAUUUAAUUCAGUUAAACAUAAUUAUAUAUGUGUGAGUUUUAUUCUAAAAUUAUAUUUCUUCAUUUUUUUUUUUUUUUUUUGCUCAUAGUUUUUUUUAUAUAUAAUAAUGUUUUCUUUUUGCCACAAUUUUUAAAAUUUUAAAGGAAUGGGAUAUACGAUUUCAUACUUAUUUGAUUAUGUAAGUAUAAUAUUUUUUAAAAAUGGAAUUUUAAAAUAUUUAUAUGCUUAGUAUUAAGAGAUUCUUUUCACUGGGUCAAAGAUAGAGAUUUCACUCUCGUAAGUACUUCAGGCAACUCAUUUAAUGGGACUGCUGUGGCUUGAGAUAAGGUUUCAGUUUUCAGACCCAAAAGUUUCAGCUUUUGAAAUCCAGUUCCAAAGAAUUAUUUGAAAACUGGUGGGGUGUAUGUAAAUCCAUUGGGUACAAUAGUCUUGCUGAUGUGCUACGAAAAUUUUGAGAAUGAUUCUGACUCGGAUUACAACCUUGUCAUAUAACCCUGCUGUUGUGUUUGGGUCCAUUUUGACCCAGAAGCUAUUUAAUUUUGAAAUUAAAUUAAAAUUAGCAUGGUUAUUAUGCUGCAUCUUUAUAAAUGUAGUCAAGAUUUAUUCUGUAAAAUAUAUUUGAUUGCAAUAUAAGCUUAUUUAUCAAAAGAAAAAAGUUUACAUGCACUGUGUUUGGGUCCUUUUGGACCUUUGUUAAAAUGCAUUGAUUUAAAAAGAAAAAAUACAAUUUUCUCUUUUUGUAAAAUGAUGAAUACAUAUAUUUAAAGAUUGAAAAUAUAUUUAUUAUUAAUAUAUACUAUAAUUAUAUAUAUAUAUAUUUAUAAUAUUUAUUUUAUGGUUACAUCAGGAUGUUUAGCGGCAUGAAAAAGACUUAAAAAGUACUUGAAUUUGAAAAUCAUUUUUAAGUUCCUUAAGAGUGCUUAAUUUUCUUGAAGUGCCAUUGUGUAUUAAAAUAAAAUCCCCCCUCCCCAUCUUUCUUUAAUAAUGUGCAUUGUUGUUUAUUGCAAUAUUGGGAAACUUAUCCCGAAGAGGCAAUAUAAAAUGUGUACUAUAUCAUACUUGUUGUGACUUCGAAAAAUGUUUUAUCUUCAGUAAAAUUCUGAAAUAUUGCUUUGGCUGUAUCUGAUAAAUGUAUGCUUUACCUUUAUAUGUAUUAUUAAAGAAAAAUAUGCAGAUUUGUCCAACAGACUGAAAAUAUAAAUUUUGUGCCCCAAAGAGAUCUAAAAAUGCUUACGUGGAGCCUCUUUAGUUCAUUGCACUUUUGAUCAUUGUUCUCUUUAAUAUUUCAUUUUGGAGCAAUGUCUUGAUCAACUUAUUAAAGGGAUUUACUAUAAUAUGUAUGUAAAUGUAUGUAUAUUAUAUUCUGUGUAUAUUAAAUUGUAUAAUCAAUGUAUAUUAAAUUCUUACUCAUUGCAUUAGUCUUUGCUUAAAAUCCGAAUAUGAUGAGAUUUUAACUUGAAGCCACAGAUUUUCAAUGAUUGUGACUUCUUUCAUGGUGUUUUCUUUAUUGUCCAUUUGAAAAUUGUUAUUUGUUGGAUCAAUCUUGACAAAUUUUAGUUUUUGUAUGUAUAAAAUUUUUUUUUAAAUCUGGUACUUAAAAUUUCAAAAAAGACUUUCAAAACUUUUAUUCUUUAGGAUUGAGAUUCUAUUAUAUUUAACAAUUUUUUCUUUUUUUGUAUUUCAUACAGAUAUAUAUAUAAUUUCCCAUUGAAAGCUGCACUCUUAGAGAUUUGCCUUUAUUGACAAAUCAUUGAAGUUAGGAAUGUGAAAUGUUGCAGGAAGCUGCUUCUAGGAUGUUAAAAACUCACUAAGAACACAUUUUUUGAAAUUUUAAUUAGAAGUUUAAUUUAAAAAUAAAAAUAGGAUUUAUUUCUGCCAUAUCAUCAAAGCAUGUUAUUGAAUAAAAAAUAUUUUUACACAA